Messenger RNA from Diaporthe batatas, 2052 nucleotides. RefSeq lists its product as uncharacterized. The record is from RefSeq and is a predicted model, not a curated record. Bases 263 to 1810 code for a protein of 515 amino acids. NCBI's taxonomy places the organism in Eukaryota, Fungi, Ascomycota, Sordariomycetes, Diaporthales, Diaporthaceae. Gene Ontology annotation, molecular function: monooxygenase activity; iron ion binding; heme binding. The transcript has 3 exons.
CAGUUCCACAUAAAUACUUGCAGUAUUGCGCCUCGGCGGUUGGUCUCGUCGCCCGCGUUGGCUUAGAAGUGACGCGUUUCUUCCCUUGGGCUCAUAGCUUGAGUCCAUAAAUACGCAAGCAGUCACACAAUAGCUUAGGACUCCCCCCAGAAGCGUACUUACCCCGUCCUCCUGACGAACCUGCACGUCAAGUUGGCAGGCUGCGAUAUCACUGCGUUCAAGGCUUGGGAGUACCAGUUUCUGGUUGAGACAUCACUUGAGAAUGCCAUCGAUUCUUCGGAUAGUGGGAGGCCUGGUCCUCCUCGGGAUCCUGCAUGUUGCCGGCGCCUUCAUCUAUCAGAUCAUUUACUAUCGCUUCUUCCACCCGCUCUCCAAGUAUCCCGGGCCGUUCUGGGGCUCGGUAACUCGCUUAUGGAUCACCUAUCACAAUAUCAAGGGCGACGAGCCUCAGACCUUCCAGGCCCUGCACCGCAAAUAUGGCCCCAUCAUCCGCAUCACGCCCGUGAUGCUGCUGGUCAGCGACGCGACCAAGCUGCCUCUGGUCUACAGCCGCAACGCCAACAAGUCCCAGCACUACAUCACGGGCAGUUUCGGCAAGACCGAGUCGCUCUUCAACAUGCAGGACUCCAAGACCCACUCGCACUUCCGCAAGAUCGCCGCCGCGCCGUACAGCUUCACCAACAUCAAGAAGAUGGAGCCGCUCAUCGACGCUCGCAUCACCGAGUGGAUGGACCGCCUCGAGGAGCUGUUCAUCAAGCGCGAGCCCGGCGCCACGUUCGACUUUGCCCCCUGGGCGGUCUACAUGGCGUACGACGUCAUCUCCGAGGUUGGUUUUGGCGAGCCGUUCGGCUUCAUCCAGCAGGGGAAGGACGUCGGUGGGCUUAUUCAGGGCUUCCACGACGGCCUGACGCCCUUCGGCAUCAUGGCUAGGCUGUACCCUAUGACGAACUGGAUCAAGAGUACUUUCCUGGGCAAAUACUUUGUCGCAACGCCAGAGCAGGAUUCCGGAAUUGGAACCUUGAUGCGCUUCCGUGAUAAGCUUAUUGAACAGCGAUUCAAGGAGAUCGAGGCCGGGACGAACGUGCGAUUUGACCUGUUACAGACUUUCAUCGAGGCCCGUGACGAAGACGGCAAGCCCCUAGACCUGGACUACAUCAAAGCCGAGAUCCUCCUCGUGCUCCUCGCCGGCGCCGACACCACCGGGACCGCCUUCCAGGCCAUGAUGGCCUACAUCCUCUCCAACCCGGACGUCUACGCCAAGCUGAUGGCGGAGGUGGACGCCGCCACCGAGGCCGGCAGCAUCAGCCCCCGCGGCAGCAUCCCCUCGUACGAGGACAUCCUCGCCCACUGCCCUUACUACCUGGCCUGCCUGCGCGAGGCGAUGCGCCUGACCCCCUCGGCCCCCAACAUCUUCCCGCGCGUCGCCGGCCCCGGCGGCGUCAACCUCGGCGGCGACAGGUUCGUCCCCGAGGGCACCGAGAUCACCUGCAACCCCUGGCUCGUGCACCGCGACGGGAACCUCUACGGCGGCGACGCGGGCGAGUUCCGGCCCGAGAGGUGGCUGGAGGACCCGGAGAGGACCAAGGAGUUCCUCAAGUACAACAUGGCGUUUGGGUACGGCCCCCGCGUGUGCCUCGGCAGGGAGAUUGCCAACAUGGAGCUGUAUAAGGCGCCGCUGCAGUUCUUUAGGACUUAUAGGCCUGAGAUUGCGAACAAGGAGGUCCCGGGGCGGUAUGUGAUCAAGGGUGGCGUCAGCUACUUUGAGGAUAUGUGGCUUAGCAUCACCAAGAGGGCUGCUGUCAAGGCUUGAGCGUGCUUGGCUCGGAAUUGUGCGUACAUGUAUAUAUAAGAGGGUCGGUCUACACAUAUGGGUCAUUUGAUUUGAAUCUUGAAUCAUCACAGCAGAAUCCCUGGGGCAAUUCAUCCACGAUACGUUUUCCGCUUGAGGGUCUCAUCAUCUGUGUUGAGCACAAGGGGUUUCAUUCGUUGAUCUGGGCUGGGACGGCCAAGGUCUCGAGCAAAAAGCAUGCCAGAUCCCCCAACAUUUCAGGA